AAAAGCCCUGAUUAAGAAUGACGAGACAUAUUAUUCAAGGAGAAAAGUGCUUGAGUACUACGGGAAUGUCAGCGGUACUCCAGUCAAGCACUGCAGUGAAAUAUUUCUAGGCAUGAUUGAUGAUCAGGAGAGUGCUAAUUCUAUUCUUGUCGUUGGAAAAGCAGGGAUUGGGAAAUCCCUGUUUUGCCAAAAGGUGAUUCGCGAUUGGGCCAACAACAAAUUAUUGCAGGCACAAGAAGACACUGGAAUCCCAAUUUAAAAUUUGUGUAUUUGCUUACUUUUCGUCAAUUGAAUUUGCUUGAAAAUAAGUGUGUGACUUUAAGAGAAAUCUUAAACUUUUCCUCAGUACUGGAUGACAAAUGUAACAUUGAUGACACUUUAUUUGAGUACAUUGUAGAGCAUCCCAAGGAAGUUAUGAUCAUCCUUGACGGCUAUGAUGAGUAUUCACAGCAAGACUACAUCGCUGGAAACUUAGAAGAAAAGCAUCCCAAUAACGGUAGUUGUGAAAUGCCGGUGGCCGCACUAUGUUCAAAACUCAUCAAAGGAAAAAUCUUGAAAGGGGCUAUCAUCAUGAUUACCUCGCGACCAGAUGAAUCGGACAGGAUGGGAGGAAUCCGUUUUAAACGGUACGUGGAAAUUGCGGGAUUUUCGUCAGAACAAGUUAAAGAGUACAUCAAAAAAUACUUCAAAGACGACGAAAAUAUGAAGAACGCUGUACUUAAACAAGUCAUGAACAAUAGGGACCUUGUCAGUUUUGCUCAUAUUCCUAUGCUGUGUUAUCUAUUGUGCUUCGGGAUGGAGUAUACCCUAACCGAAUCAGGAAAUCCUGAUGACCUUCCUGUCUCAACAACCAACAUUUACACCAAACUUGUUGAUAUAUUUGAACUUAAGCACUGCGCCGAGUCAGAAUACAGACAGAAAGAAAUUCCUGAGCAAUUCAAGCCCCCUCCUGUCAUUGAGAACACUUUAGAUAAAUUAUCAAAACUAGCGGCUAAACUGCUGCUUGAAAGUAAGCCAACUUUUGAUGAACGCGAAAUAGAAAGCGAGUUUGAAGCGGAAGAAGUCAACAAACUGAAAGGUAGCGGGCUUCUUUACUGUGGUCAGCCUUUCAGGACUGCAUUGAUUAGAACCACGAAACACUUCAGCUUCACACAUCUGACCGUCCAAGAAUUCUUGGCCGCUCGUUGGUUUGUAAAGAGAAAUCGUAUUCCAGACGCGAAAUGCUCUAAUAUGGUUUUCCAAUUCAUGGCCGGGAUUUUGUCGAGUGAGGGAAAGGAGAAACAGAUGGAAUGUUUAAUGCAUUCACCCAUCAUGUAUGCCAAUCUUAGAAUGACUUGUAUGAAUGAGUAUCAAAACAAAGAAUUCGCUAAAUAUUUCAUCAGCUAUCAUCCCAAAGCGCUAAAUAUUUCAUACAACGGGAUGGCUUUGAAGGGUUUAUCAGAUGUAGACUACAUUGGACUAUCAUUUGUGUUGGACAUUAUCAGUGAACUAAAUAAAGAGAGAGCUCAAGAGACACAACGCAAACGUUCUAAGUUCGUCAAAGUUGACAGGUUAGAUCUUCAACUAUCACAGCUAACACGGUCUGGAAUACAACGACUCUGUAAUUCACUGAACAAUGAACACUGUCGUGUGUCUAACCUGACGUUAUUCCAGAUGAACUUCACUGAUGGGUAUGUUUUUGGUAAUAAAUUAGUAUCAGGGAGGUUAACCAUACCAAGUGUAAAGGACACUAAGAACGCUAAUACCCUUGUUGCCAGGCUGUGUGAAGAAUUAGGGAUUUGGAUGUAAAUAGAACCGCAAAUAUUUUUAAUAAAGGUUUUUUUUCUACUGGCG
Pocillopora meandrina is the source of this 1833-nucleotide messenger RNA. NCBI's taxonomy places the organism in Eukaryota, Metazoa, Cnidaria, Anthozoa, Scleractinia, Pocilloporidae. The record is from the annotation of a GenBank genome assembly.